UCCAGUCUGCAAAAACACAAUUUACAUCAUAAAGACGCUAAGACUGCCCUCACAGCUGGAGAGUAUUGUGGCCAACAUCAACGAGUCUUUAUGUGACAGAAUAGCUAGUUUUCUAGGACUCAAUGCAUCCUCGGACUCAUACACAUGGCAACAGGCACUCAAUGAAACAUACACGAUGUUAUCAACUGUCAGGACUUACUUCAAGUGCAUCAACUUGGAUAAAUUCAAGGGUUUCCGAGACUCAUCUGCGCUUAUUGAAAACAGCCUGGGGAGCAUUGAGAAUAACACGUUUUGGUCAGCCGUUGUGUUUGACAAUAUGGCACAAACUGAUAAGUGCAUUCCCAGUUUGGUCAAAUACAGAAUCCGAAUGGAUUCAGAUAAGGUGGAUGGCACAAAGCGGGUUGCAAGCAAGUACUGGCGUCCAGGCAACAGAGAUGGACUGGGUUCUCUCAAGUACUGGGUCUUUGGCUUCAUUUACAUCCAGGAUAUGAUUGACCAUGCCAUCAUUCGACUUCACACAAAUACCACACAGGAGCCAGGCGUCUACACACACCAGUUUCCUUAUGGAUGCUAUGUCUAUGACAAAUUUACAUUUGCCAUAUCUCGCAGUCUGCCCCUGUUUAUGGUCAUUUCCUGGAUCUACACUGUGGCUAUGAUUAUCAAAGGGGUUGUGUAUGAGAAAGAGCAGCGGCUGAAGGAAGUCAUGAAGAUUAUGGGACUUGGAAACGGUGUACACUGGGUGGCCUGGUUCAUCAAUGCCUUUGUCGUCAUGAUGAUCACAGUUAUCCUCUUCGUUGUCAUUCUUAAGGCUGGCAAAGUUUUAGAGUACUCCGACCCCUCUGUCGUGUUUGUCUUCAUGCUGGCCUUCACAGUGUCAACCAUCUCCCAGUCCAACCUGGCAGCCGUGUGUGGAGGGUUUAUUUACUUUGUGCUGUACCUGCCAUAUACCCAGCUGGUGCAGUGGGAGGAUGAUAUCACCACCACCGACAGAAUUCUGAGCCUGUCCUCCAAUAUUGCCAUGGGUUACGGAUGCAGCUACUUGUCCCAGUACGAGGAGCAGACCGUAGGAGCCCAGUGGCACAACAUCGGAGAAAGCCCCAUGGUGGAUGACACAUUCAAUCUGCGAGCAUGUAUAGGCAUGAUGUUCUUGGACUCUCUGAUUUACCUGCUGCUCACCUGGUACAUUGAGGCUGUCUUCCCUGGUCAGUUUGGCAUGCCUCGAAAGUGGUACUUCUUUGUCCAGAAGUCUUACUGGUGUGGCUCCACUGCCCGCAGAAGGAAAUCACACAAGGUUGAUUCUGAAAUCUCCAUUGAGGAUAUUCGAGAUCUGAGUGAAAACUUUGAGAAAGAUCCAACAGAUCACAAAGUGGGUGUGGCUGUGAGAAACCUGCGCAAGAUUUACAACAGAGGAGACAAAAUAGCCGUUGACGGGUUGACCAUUAAUUUUUAUGAGGAUCAAAUCACAUCGUUCCUGGGACACAACGGAGCUGGAAAGACCACCACAAUGUCCAUUUUGACGGGGCUGUUCCCACCAACAUCUGGCACGGCCUACAUAUAUGGACGUGAUAUUGUGUCUGACAUUGAUGAUAUUCGUCAAGGCUUGGGCAUGUGUCCCCAGCACAACGUACUCUUUGAUCUUUUGACUGUUGAGGAACAUAUCUGGUUCUAUGCACGACUGAAAGGCAGAAGUGAAGCAGAUAUCAAAGCAGAAAUGGAUCAGAUGAUACAGGAUGUAGGAUUGCCACACAAACGGAAAGAAAAGUCACAGAAUUUGUCAGGUGGCAUGAAGCGCAAACUGUCUGUUGCCAUCGCAUUUGUAGGGGGAUCCCGUACAGUCAUACUGGAUGAGCCCACAGCUGGAGUGGAUCCUUAUGCACGUAGGGCAAUCUGGGAGCUUUUGCUGAAAUUUAAGAAAGGACGCACCAUCAUCCUGUCCACACAUCACAUGGAUGAAGCUGAUGUGCUGGGGGACCGUAUUGCCAUCAUCUCCCAGGGAAAGCUGUGCACUGUCGGAACAAGUCUCUUUCUGAAAAAUCGUUUUGGCAGCGGCUAUUACCUGACUCUUGUUCGCAGUGAUGUCCAUGAUACUGACGGAUCAUCGGCAUUUGAGUCGGCAGCAGACUCCUUGUACCACGGCAGUCGCCCAUCCACGGCCGCCAGUGUCAGGACAGUGAUGGAUGUUCAGCCAACUUAUGGGGGAGAUGAUGACGAGGGCUUUUUUGACAAGAGCUUCAGCUUGUCCAGACUGAGUGCUUUCAUAGAGAAAUAUGUUCCUGGGGCUGAUUUAGUGGAAGACAACAGCAUGGAGGUUUGCUAUCGCUUGCCAGAGAAUGACGGCCAUACGGAGAAGUACCAGAAGCUGUUUGUGGCCUUGGAGAAAUCCUAUAAGCAGUUGGGCAUCUCCAGCUACGGCAUCUCUGAUACAAGUCUGGAGGAGGUGUUCCUCAAAGUUGCACAGGACAGUCUAGAUACAGACGGCACAGAAGGCUCCAAAAACAAACACAGGAACAAGACAGUUAUACACA
This is a messenger RNA of Candidula unifasciata, 2525 nucleotides long. The record is from the annotation of a GenBank genome assembly. NCBI's taxonomy places the organism in Eukaryota, Metazoa, Mollusca, Gastropoda, Stylommatophora, Geomitridae.